This is a messenger RNA of Leguminivora glycinivorella, 1484 nucleotides long. Its product is annotated as transcription factor Adf-1-like. The coding region runs from base 137 to 757 and encodes 206 amino acids. Gene Ontology annotation, molecular function: DNA binding. NCBI's taxonomy places the organism in Eukaryota, Metazoa, Arthropoda, Insecta, Lepidoptera, Tortricidae. Gene Ontology annotation, biological process: regulation of transcription by RNA polymerase II. The record is from RefSeq and is a predicted model, not a curated record. Gene Ontology annotation, cellular component: transcription regulator complex; nucleus. The transcript is spliced from 4 exons.
CUACACCCUACCGCUUCCCGGUGGAAAUUACCAAUAAUCACAAUAAUUUACACUAUUUAGUACAGUUCAUACUAGUGAAGUGCCUAUUUUCGAGUCAAGUAGAAGACUUACUUACCUAGGACCCAGCACAUGAAAGAUGAAUGAACUGGACUUGAUCAAGGAGGUCGAGAAACGGCCGAUUUUAUACGAUAAAUCGGUCAGUGGGUUCAAUAAAACAAAACUAAGGGAUGAUGCCUGGAAAGAAGUUCAAGAAGCACUCAAUGUGUCAGCUGAAGCAGAAUGUAAGAAGCGCUGGCGAUCCCUCCGAGACUCGUUCAUCAAACUGCAGAGGACCCAUGGAAAUCGUACCCGAUGGCCGUACCACCAGGCCAUGCGGUUCCUGAUCCCGCACUUAGACAACGCUCAUAGCAGUACAUCCAAAAAAGAAGAAGAUUCGGACCCAGAAGAAGAGCGUCGACCCCAACAGUCUCUGCCCGACCUCUCCUUCCAAGAAAAGUUCGAUUAUGACGAAGAACAGCCAGCGCCCAAAAAAGCCCGUCUAAACUCCUCAGAGGAGGAACCACAGAGAACAGACCCAGACGAACUUUUUCUUUUCAGCUGCGCGCCAAUUUUAAAAAGGUUGAACUCAAAACAGAACGCUGCGGCGCGCUUGAAAAUCUUACAAGUCCUUUAUGAGGCUGAAUUUGGAAGCCAAAUGGAAAUGCCGUAUGUCACGACAACAGAAAAUAGUUUAGGCAUGAUAGAUGGCGUUGAAUAAUUAGAAAGGUUUUAAACUAAAUAUGAACUUUAAAAAGCUUAAUCAUUAAGAAUUCAGUGAUCUCAUUAAACGAACUGCCAAAUUGUGAUUUACCUUAGGGACCGUUCAAGUAUUACGUAAGCGCUUAUAGGGGAUUGGAGGUGGAUGUUAUGGGGGGGUAGAGGUAGAUGAUGAUUACGUCAUGUGUCUAUGCUUGAAAAAACAAUACAUAAACAGGAAAAUGUUUACGUGGAGGGGGUUAAGUUAAGAGCUUUGCUUACUUUUUCUGAUAAGGGAGUUUAAUAUAUCUGCUUACGUAAUUUUGAACGGCCCCAGUAGGCUCAUAUCAUUGAGUCGCGGUCCAGCUAACUCUAUGGCGAAUUAUAUGGAAGCACAUGUACACUGUACAUGUACACACAUUGUGCAGCGAGGAAGUAUUUUCUAUUCAUAUUUAAUACUUCGACCACGUGCUGUGAAACUGCAGAAUUAGCUUGGCCGACUCCAGUCCUUUUGAUACACCAGAUUUUUGUACCUAAAUUGAGAUUUUGACGACCACGCUUACAUUAUGUACAAGUCUAGAAUGUCUAAGCUAAAAUAAAUAAGAUAAUCUCAUUAGAUAUUGUUCACUGUGUUAUGUGUAUCCCUCGUCAACCCCUCCCCUCAGGCCCUCAGCCAUACACUAAUUGUCUAGUUACUAAUUGUCACACUAGAUGUCGUUGUUCUAUCUAAAGAAAAUCCUGAAUCGCGC